UUUUUUUUCUCAGUAUAUAUAAAAUGGAUUCACAAGUAGAAGGACAUCGACGAAAACAAUUAGAGAAAGCACGACAAAGAAUUUAUGAUGAAUCUGAAAAGGAAAAACAACGAAUUGCAAAGCUGAAUGAAGUGCGUGUUGGUUCCGAUAAAUUUGCAGCAGCUACAACAGAUAUUGAAUCCCAAUUAAAGACAAGUACUAUUGGUCUUACGGAACUCUCUGAUUACAGAAAGAUUCGUGAAAAUUUGGAAGAAAAACAAAAACGAGAAGCAGCAAAGACAGCGCCACUUGGAGAAGAAAAGAAGAAGAAACGAAAAAAGAAACAAGUCAUGAAGCUUUCUUUUGCUGAUGACGAUGAACAUGAGGAUCAAGAACAAUUAGAUAUCAAGUCAGAUGUACCAAAGAAAAGGAAAAUGGCCAAAGAUCCUUCUGUUGACACAAGUUUUUUACCUGAUCGGGAAAGAGAAUAUGCGGAACGAUUGGAAAGGGAAAACUUGCGAAAAGAAUGGUUGGAAAAACAAGAAAUGUUAAAAAAUGAAAAAAUUGAUAUCACAUAUUCAUAUUGGGAUGGAACUGGUCAUCGAAAAUCUGUCGAGUGCAAGAAAGGUGAUACUAUUGCUCAAUUCCUGGAUAAUUGUAGAAAACAAUUUCCUCAGCUUCGUGGUGUCAAUGUGGAUAAUUUGAUCUAUGUUAAGGAAGAUUUGAUCAUUCCUCAUCAUUAUACUUUUUAUGAUUUCAUCAUCAAUAAGGUUCGUGGCAAGUCUGGUCCUUUAUUUAGUUUUGAUGUACAUGAUGAUGUCCGUUUAGUCAAUGAUGCUACAGUGGAAAAGGAAGAGUCUCAUGCUGGUAAAGUGGUCGAACGAAGUUGGUAUGAACGUAAUAAGCACAUUUUUCCAGCAAGUCGAUGGGAAACUUAUGAACAUUCCAAGGAUUAUGGUGCCUAUAGAAUCAAAGACAGUCGAUAAUUAUCGUUUUGAUUCAUUAGAUUAUUGAGUUAUGAUUUAGA
Messenger RNA from Halteromyces radiatus, 1006 nucleotides. Its product is annotated as FAM50A protein. Gene Ontology annotation, cellular component: nucleus. The record is from RefSeq and is a predicted model, not a curated record. The coding region runs from base 24 to 965 and encodes 313 amino acids. Lineage: Eukaryota; Fungi; Mucoromycota; Mucoromycetes; Mucorales; Cunninghamellaceae. Gene Ontology annotation, biological process: chromatin organization. The transcript has 8 exons.